CCUAGACCAAACUCAUUCACACAUGGUGUCCUAUGUAUGUCUGUGUGCCACCUUUUUCGUCUUAUAUAAUAUAAUAAUCUCUUCAGAUGCACCACUCUUCCCUCACACCCUUCACUACUAACAAUGCAGGUAACAGACGUUAUUCUACUGGGCCUGUGCUUGCUCUUCCUCCGCUGGUGGUGGCGCCGAUGGUCCACCACCGGCGGAGGCCCGAAGAACCUCCCUCCAGGCCCGCCCGGAUGGCCCAUAGUCGGGAACCUCUUCCAAGUGAUCCUGCAGCGCCGUCAUUUCAUUUACGUGAUCCGCGAUUUACAUAAAAAAUACGGCCCAAUCUUCACCAUGCAGAUGGGUCAGCGCACGUUGAUAAUCGUGAGCAGCGCGGAGCUCAUCCACGAGGCGCUGAUCCAGCGAGGCCCAUUAUUCGCGAGCAGGCCCAAAGACUCCCCCAUCCGGCUGAUCUUCAGCGUGGGGAAGUGCGCCAUCAACUCCGCCGAGUACGGCCCUCUCUGGCGCACCCUAAGGAAGAACUUCGUGACCGAGAUGAUCACCCCUCUGAGGAUAAAACAGUGCAGCUGGAUACGAAAAUGGGCCAUGGAGGCCCACAUGAGAAGGAUCCAACAAGAGGCCCGCGAGCAAGGGUUUGUUCAAGUUAUGAGCAACUGCAGGCUCACCAUCUGCAGCAUCCUCAUCUGCAUCUGCUUCGGCGCCAAGAUCGAGGAGAAAAGAAUCAAAAGCAUAGAGAGCAUUUUGAAAGAUGUCAUGCUCAUCACGCUUCCCAAGCUUCCAGAUUUCUUACCGGUUUUCACUCCGUUGUUCCGCCGUCAGGUGAAGGAAGCUGAGGAGUUAAGGAGGAGGCAGGUGGAGCUGUUGGCGCCGUUGAUAAGGAGCAGAAAGGCUUACGUGGAGGGAAAUAACAGUGACAUGGCGAGUCCUGUUGGUGCUGCUUACGUGGACUCCUUGUUUGGUUUGGAGGUGCCUGGACGAGGACGCUUGGGGGAGGAGGAGCUCGUGACGCUAGUGUCGGAGAUUAUCAGCGCCGGCACGGACACAAGCGCCACCGCGCUGGAGUGGGCGCUGCUUCAUUUGGUUAUGGAUCAAGAGAUUCAAGAGAGGCUGUACAGGGAGAUUGUGGGGUGCGUGGGGAAGGAUGGUGUGGUUACGGAGAGUCACGUGGAGAAGAUGCCUUACCUGAGCGCCGUCGUCAAGGAGACUUUCCGGAGACAUCCGCCGAGCCACUUCGUGCUGUCGCACGCCGCCACGGAGGAGACGAAGCUGGGAGGGUAUACGGUGCCGAAGGAGGCGAGCGUGGAGUUUUACACGGCGUGGUUGACGGAGGAUCCGAGUAUGUGGGAGGAUCCGAAUGAGUUCCGACCCGAGAGGUUUAUGAGUGGGGAUGGGGUUGACGUGGACGUGACGGGGACGAAAGGGGUGAGGAUGAUGCCGUUCGGUGUUGGGAGGAGGAUUUGCCCAGCGUGGACAAUGGGGAUUUUGCAUAUAAAUAUGCUGCUGGCUAAGAUGGUGCAUGCUUUCCACUGGCUGCCCAAUCCCAACUCUCCACCCGACCCGACUGAGACCUUCGCUUUCACUGUUGUCAUGAACAACCCUCUCAAGCCACUUAUUGUGCCACGAUCCAUUUAACUUAUACUUAUAGUGCUCCUUCUCUGCAAACUAAGGAAUAUAUCUGCUUCUAAAAUAACAUAUGAGCACAAGGCUUUUUUGGAAGAUUGCUGAUUGCAGUUUGUUGCCAUCGAAUUCCAACCUUCGUUUAUCGCAUAAGAUAUUGCACAAUUUUAUUGUAAUGGAGCGGAACUCCUUCCAAUGUGCGUCUCGUCCGGUCUAUAUUAGUGAAGGUGGUAUCUAUAUACUUACUCCUUUUUUUCUUCUUUUUAAUUGUCGGAUUUUCAAACAAUUUCUAUUUCUAUUUAUUUUUAUUUA
Glycine soja is the source of this 1935-nucleotide messenger RNA. Its product is annotated as cytochrome P450 77A1-like. The record is from RefSeq and is a predicted model, not a curated record. The transcript has a single exon. Gene Ontology annotation, cellular component: membrane. The coding region runs from base 124 to 1638 and encodes 504 amino acids. Lineage: Eukaryota; Viridiplantae; Streptophyta; Magnoliopsida; Fabales; Fabaceae. Gene Ontology annotation, molecular function: oxidoreductase activity, acting on paired donors, with incorporation or reduction of molecular oxygen, NAD(P)H as one donor, and incorporation of one atom of oxygen; iron ion binding; heme binding.